AUGUUUCUAUGUUUCUAUGACCCGAAAGAUCGCAUAUUCCUUUCCUCCAGAGAGGCUGCCUGUCUCCGCUGAGUUACUCCAGCAUUCUGUGUCUAUCUUCAAUCAUACCCAACCCAGUCCUCUUUCGCUUCAGUCUGAAGGAGUGUCCCGUCCCUAAACGUCACCUGUGUCUUCUCUCCAGAGAGGCUGCCUGUCACCGCUGAGUUGCAGCUCCAGCAUUCUGUGUCUCUCAUCUCCAUAGUUAUGAGUUCCUCUGCAUUUUAUCAUUGUUCUUGAUUAUGAACAAGGUGAUCAUUUCCUUUCCAGUCCUCAUCGCCGAAUGGAAAGGUGACUGUUUCAGGGUUUGGUCUAUGGCUGUAGCGGUCAGCAGUGCGUCAUGAAGGUGAGCGAGGUGGGAAGGGUUUGGGGUGGAGGGAGGUGCGGGCGGAGGCGGCGAGUCCCACACAGUCUCACAGUGUCUCGGCGCUCAGUCGCUGCCUCGAUGUAGUGCGGCGCUUGUCCCAUCGCUCCCUCCGGCUGCCGGAGUCAGCACAGUCUCCAGGAAGAGUAAAGGCUUGCACCUCCUCCUUGGGUUCUGGCUGUCGGGAAGACGGUCACCAUGAGCUCCAGCAACGUCAGCGCUUCCAUGGAGAACGCCGACUUGCCGCUCUUCUCCAUGGGGCCAGAAGGUGUGGUCGUACCGGUGAUAUUUGGCUUCAUAUUUCUUCUGGGCAUCACUGGGAACACUCUGGUGUUGGUCGUCUUGGGACGGACCAAGUCGAAGAAGGCGCGGAGUACAACCAAUGUCUUCAUUCUGAACCUCAGUAUCUCCAGCAUUGCCUUCCUGGUCUUCUGUGUGCCAUUCGAAGCCACUAUCUACACGCUGCCCGGCUGGAUCUUCGGCGCUUUCCUCUGCAAGACGGUGCACUACUUUAAAAUGGUCACCAUGCUGGUGAGCAUCUUCACCAUGGUGGCCAUGUCGGUGGACAGAUACAUCGCCGUGGUCCGCUCCAUGCGCCCCCCGUCCAUCAGGACUACGAGGAACGCCACGAUCGGGGUGGGCUUGACUUGGUUGCUGUCUUUGUUGGUUGCCGUCCCCGUAGCUCAGCAACAGACCCUGCAGGGACACACCAGAGCGCCCAAUAUCUCCUUCUGCUGGAACUCGUGGCAGAACAACCCCGAGGAACGCGUCUACAAAGUUGGCAUCUUGGUGAUCGGUUACUUGCUGCCUCUUCUGCUGAUCUGCUACUGCUAUGCCAAGAUCUUGUUCCAUCUCCACAAAAAGAUGAGGAAUGUUUCAAAAAAAUCAAAGCGCUCCAAGAAAAAGACUGCCCAGACAGUCAUGCUAGUUGUGGCCACUUUUCUUCUGUCUUGGCUGCCUCAACACAUCAUAACCAUGUGGGCCCAAUUUGGAAAUUUCCCGAUGACUGAUGCAUCCUUUGCAUUCAGGAUCAUCUCGCAUUGCAUGGUGUAUGGAAAUUCCUGCAUCAAUCCCAUAAUAUAUGGAUUCCUGUCGGAAAACUUUCGGAAAGCCUGCCAUCAGGCCUUUGUGUGCAAAUUCCCUUCCCCACAUCCCAUUGAGGAAAAAGUUGUCAGGAUCCGCAUGGAAAACUUCUCUGCUGCCUCUACAAGUACAAACGCUUGAAAGCAUUGCCUUCAGAUGCGUCCACCAGACGAACGCACAGCCUGUGAAUAUGCACAUCCAUCUAGAAUGCAAACAACGAUGAUAGCAGAUGUCUGCAUUAUACAGACACCUAAUGCUGGGAUCAUAAACUAACUCCAUCAUAGUUAGAUUAACAUUGGUCAUAAAUCAUUCAAUGUGAACAGAUAAUGGCAACUAUACUGGAGCACGUUACAAAUGUUGACUGGGUAUGUACUUCACACUCUUGUAAAACAGGAGACAUGCAUUGAGAUUUAGCAGUUGGUAAUAAGUGGAAUUCUGAACAGAUGCAAAAGAAAGGUUCUUGAAUGGUAAGCUUUGACUAUCACUGUGACAUUUUCCCAUUUUAGAAUUUAACACAUUUUUGGUUAUUGUUUGUAGGUGUCUAAUCAAUAAGCCCACUUCGCAGUUCAAUCUGGGAACUGAUCUCCAUUUGAAUUCUUUCAGAUUUCUAAACCAGCUUGUAAAUGAUUCUUGUGCAGUUUGAUUUCGCUUUACGCUCCAGUUCGACUCAAAACUUGGUGACAGUGCUUAAAAAUAUGUUUUGAAUUAGAAUUCAUAAACCUGUUUAAUUUUUCCACCUUUAUCUUAUUAGAGCAAGAAUACUCAAAUUAUAGCCCAGAGGCCAACAUUGUCUUGGGAGAACAUUUGGAUUUUCUUGCUAAGGUGCCUCUGAUAUUAUGCCAUGUAUAAGGUCUAUGGUAGACCAUUGUUUAUGAUCUCCCACACUGGUCACACAGGGUAGGUGGGAAGAAAUGACAGAGAAUGGUAUGGGUUAGGGUUUAGAUUUAUGAAUUGGAUGUGGGGGCUGCCAGGGAGAUGGUAAAGAGUCAUUAGACCUGGUAAGGUGUAUACAAGUAGAAACAAGCAACUGCAGUUGCUGGUUUAUACCAAAGAUAGACACAAAGUGGUGGAGUAACUCUGUAGGUCUCUGGAGGAAAAGAAUAAGAGACGUUUCGGGUCAGCAAAUGUCUUCAGAAUAUAAGAUAUAAGGUUGGGUAGAUGAUCAUAGGGACCAGAUGGAUAAUGGGGUAACACAGAUAAUUGGAAAGUCAUUAGGAUCAUUGAGUCCUAGCAGUACAACCAACAGUCACCAUGAUGAAGG
This is a messenger RNA of Leucoraja erinaceus (little skate), 2744 nucleotides long. It is a transcript of the gene galr1b, whose product is annotated as galanin receptor 1b. Gene Ontology annotation, molecular function: galanin receptor activity. NCBI's taxonomy places the organism in Eukaryota, Metazoa, Chordata, Chondrichthyes, Rajiformes, Rajidae. Gene Ontology annotation, biological process: neuropeptide signaling pathway; negative regulation of adenylate cyclase activity; positive regulation of cytosolic calcium ion concentration. Bases 599 to 1624 code for a protein of 341 amino acids. The transcript has 3 exons. The record is from RefSeq and is a predicted model, not a curated record. Gene Ontology annotation, cellular component: membrane.